CCAUAGCUUUACCGUGUUACAUAGAGUACAGAGUGACCAUGCCUUACAUUGCCCGCACAGAGAGCCUGCCCGAGGUGGUGAUGCUGGGGGGGCUGGUCGACCCGCGCGCUGAUGAACAGACUUCGUUCAGCACACGAAUGUCCUGUCGGGACGCCACCGACUUCAUGUCCCACACUACGCGGUCCUCACCUUUGAUUUCCGGACACAAGGAAGACAGCAAGUUUAAUGGCACGGAUCAGGUCCAGAUUGACCAGAUCCUCGCUCGUUCGAAGGAGAUACAGCUGCCUGGUGCCAAACAGAACCCCGGCCAGCCCUUGUCAGAUCUCGUGCCCGGAAUGGUGAUCAGCGGAGGCCGCAGUCGCUCGCCCGCGUUCGAUGGCCUACCGGUUGUUUCACAUUGGGGUGACCGUAUCGGCGAGACUUCAGCUGCAGACCCUGCAGCCACGGUCCGGCUUACAUCCACGUGGUGUACGAGCCAUGUGCUUGGCGAAGGGACGACGAUGCAGAGUCCCCUGGGCGCUCCCUGCUGGUCGCUCAAGGCGCAUGGCAUCGGCCCGGUGCAGGCGGGGUCCAGUAAAUUCACCCAGCACUACCUGGCUGAGACCGAUACGUUGGUCACGACAAUCAGCCUAGCCCAUCGCCCUGAUACCCCGCAAACCGGGGGGGUUCUAACCGCCGCGGCAAACAUCUCGUGGGGGCGCAACACGCGCGUGGCGGACGCUGUGGACUGUGCCCUAGGGCUACUCGCCGACGCCGCCGUCUUCCUGGCAGCACGGAACAAGGUGAUUUCGACGGGAGUCACGGAGCGCCUGCCGUUUGCCGUAGUUCAUGCAGCUCCAAUGCCCACCUGGUGCGUUGCCCGCAAACCUCUCCCACCCAAGCUGAGUGGCGUUGCGUUGUCGCUUGACUCAACCACCACUAAAGUUCUGGCAGUCGAAGACUGCGUUGGCCCGCUGCUCAACACGAGCAUCUUCUCCAUGGCCGUGGGCUACAACCGAGGCGUAUACGGGGGAUCGAUCUCUGGCCUCUGGGCGAUCAUGGACUCGGCAUUUGUCCUCGACUACUCCAUCGGUAAGAACAGCGCUGCCAUGGCGGAGAAGUUGGCUGGUGCCUUUGUCGACGUGGCGGCCACCGCCGAGGCAGCCGUCUCCGUGGGGCCGCACAUCACCGACAUCCGUGUCGUCAAGGGAUGCAACUACGGGUGUUUACGCCAGAAGACCAUAAUCGAGGACACCGCGACAGUCGUCUCCCAGCCGUGCAUGGUUGUCUGGGACGACCUGGCGCGCCUGGCCCGCUACAAACUCGCGGAUGCGGUGUUCUGCCAUGUCUACUACGACUCCGGCGGCGGCGAGCAGAUGGCCGCGAUAGCGGGUCUGGGCUGCGUGGUGCAUGACUGGAUCGACCUGGGUGCUGAUCUUGCCUGCGGCGAGAUUAGCAAUAUCAUACCUACAUUGUCACAGGGUUCGCUGAAUGAAGGGCCCCUAGCGGAGGUGUACUCGCGCUUGGUGGGAGCCAUGGUCUGGUAUCGCGACCACGACCCAUACAAUCCGGCCGCGUUGUGCAUCCUCUUCACGCAUUGGUGGCAGCUCGCCAACUGCCGCCACCGACCCAUCACCCUCCUCGGCCGGACUGACAUGAGUGUCGACGCCAUGGCGAUCGCGGCCACAGUUCCCACUGCGCGACCCACCCUGGAGCACUUCCGGGCGUGCGGCACACCUGUCGAACGCGGAGAACGCGCCUUCGCGGCGACCGAGGCGCGCUUCAAUGCACUGCUGGCGUCAAACCCGUUGAUGGAAACCCAGCGGGUGGCCGAUCUUCUGGUCCGGCCGGUGCUGACGUACGUGCACGGGACGGACAACCAGCUCCCACUGGAGAGUGAGUACGUGGGAGCGGUGCUCGCGGCGGAGAUCGCGUACCCGCAGGACCAGAAGAUCCGCGAGUUGUGGGACUUGGCAAUUGUGAUGUGGGAAUGCGGAGCCUUGUGGGCGGCGGGCAUCGCUGGCUUGUGCUAUACCCACUCCGGCCAGUCCAACUGUGAUCGUGCGCACCAGGAUUUGUCGGAUUGCACCUGGAGUUGA
Molecule: messenger RNA, 2078 nt
Organism: Aspergillus japonicus CBS 114.51
Lineage: Eukaryota; Fungi; Ascomycota; Eurotiomycetes; Eurotiales; Aspergillaceae
Exons: 1
Coding region: 39-2078 (679 amino acids)
Source: RefSeq, a predicted model, not a curated record